AUGCCGCCUUCUAAACCGCCCGUCGAUGAGCACUCCGCUCCUGACCUGGAGAUCGUUGGAAGCCAGCUCACAAUCCAUCCUUCUGGCUUUACGGGAGGACCUGAACCUCAAGAUGACCAAAUCACCGAACGAAACCUCGUGCGCCACAUGGCGCGCUUCCGCGAAAACCCCUUCGAGUUCCUUCGAGAAGUGAGCCUAUACAUGUCCGGAACAGGCUGGCGCGCGUAUGACGAGCCCAUUGGCCAGCCAGUGUUUUAUUCGGGCUUCUCCGAACGAAUGAAAUCCUCCAUUCUUUCGAGUGACAUGCUGCAGGCGAAAAUUCGGGAACUGGCGUCUAUUCGAGUGACAGUAGAAGAGAAAGAGGGGCUGAUCGCGAUUGUAGAAGGCUAUACGCUGGAUGAAAAGCGAGCUCGUCGCCGGCAUGAUAUUGAGACCAGUCUUCGAGAAGUGGUGGAUAAGAUGAUGGACGAUAUGAUUUGUAAGAUGGAAAGCAAGACGUUUAUUCGGGGCGCAUACUAUUUAUGCACACAACUUCUUACGCGAGCCUACCACCAGGGCAUUCACGUGUCCAGCGAGGAGGUCUUGCGAUUGAGGUCGGUUGCUGAGACCGCUGCUAAGAAGAAGCAAUCGAUCGUGUUCUUGCCCUGUCACAAGUCUCAUGUGGACUAUGUCUCUUUGCAGCUCAUUUGCUACCGGCUUGGAAUAGGCCUUCCAGUUGUUGUUGCGGGCGACAACCUGAAUAUUCCGCUUUUAGGACCUUUCUUGCAACAUGCCGGUGCAAUGUGGAUUCGACGCAGCUUUGGAAAUGAUCCACUGUACCAUACCGUUGUACAGGCAUACAUCGACACACUCCUGAAAGACGGCUUUAACUUCGAAUGUUUCAUCGAAGGAGGUCGUUCUCGGACAGGAAAGCUGCUUUCUCCAAAGUUCGGAAUUCUAAGUUUUAUUGUCGACAGUGUGUUGUCCGGCCGGGUGGAAGACACGAUCAUUUGUCCGGUCAGCACGCAGUAUGACAAGGUUAUCGAGACUGAGUCCUACAUCAGUGAACUUUUGGGACAACCCAAACAGAAGGAGAACCUAGCUGAUCUUCUUUCGUCAUCGUCCGUCCUAUCCCUCAAGUUGGGACGAGUGGAUGUUCGCUUCCACGAGCCGUGGAGUCUGCGUGAAUUCUUAGGCCAACAAAUUACGCGACUCAAUAUGUCAGAUCUGGGCUCCAAUCAGAAGCUGGCUCACGAUGAGCGUGGGCGAAUCCUCAGGACUCUGGGCUACCGCGUGCUGUCUGAAAUCAACGACGUCUCCGUGAUGAUGCCAACUGCGCUUGUCGGAACUGUGCUGUUGACUCUUCGUGGCCGCGGAGUAGGCAAAGGGGAGCUGGUACGACGAUUAGACUGGCUUAGUGAGCGUGUACGGGCAAAGGGUGGUCGGGUCGCUCAUUUCUAUCGCUCGCCAACCGAGAUGGUCGUCGAUCGAGCUCUUGAUGUUCUGGGUCCCAAGCUGGUCGGUGAAACUCCUGGCCUGGCAGAGCCGACCUACCAUGCUGUCGAUCGCUUCCAACUGUCUUUUUACCGCAAUAUGCUCAUCCAUCUGUUUAUUACUGAGGCUCUGGUCUCCGUUGCCAUGUAUACAAAGAUCAAGCAAGGUGGCGGGCCCACCAAUCAGCGGAUCGGCUACGAGGCUUUGAGAAAUCAGGUGUCAUUCCUCUCCCAACUCUUCCGUGGCGAAUUCAUUUUCCCACCCGAAGGUCUAGCAACAAAUUUAGAAAAUACGUUGAACUGUUUGGAGACCGAUAAUGUCAUCCAAAUUACUCGUGAUAGCUCUGGAGUCCUAGAGUAUGUUGAGCUGAGUGAAGCUGAGCGUUUGUGUGGUCGUGAGAACUAUGAUUUCUAUUGCUUCCUGAUUUGGCCCUUCAUUGAGGCAUCGUGGCUCGGUGCUGUAUCUCUGCUUGGCCUCACACCACCCCUUGACGGCCCUCAAGAGAUUUGGAUCAAUGUCAAGAAAGCACAGGAUAGUGCACAACUCCUUGGCAAAACGUUGUACCACCAAGGAGAUCUCUCUUACUUCGAAGCUGUUAACAAGGAGACACUCAAAAAUUCCUAUCAGCGAUUCGAGGAAGAAGGUAUUAUUCUCGUUGCUAAAGUCAAGGAUUCAAAGGCUGGCCCAACCCUGAGACUUGCACCAGAGUGGACACCGGAGAGAGAUCCUCACACAGGCCAAGUCCUGCCUCGCGGUCGGCUGUGGGACUUUACCGAACUUAUUGCGCAGUCCCGUCGUGAAGGCAAAAACCGUCGUGAUGGUGCCACGGUUUCGUCACGGGUCUUGACGAUGUCUGAUAUUGUUGGGCGACAACUCUUCCAGAACGCAGCAGCGCCAGCACCUACCGAUAUAUCCUCAAAGCAAAUGCGUCGAAAGGCUAUUGGGACGGACUCCAAGCUUUAG
Messenger RNA from Penicillium pulvis, 2436 nucleotides. Its product is annotated as lysophospholipid acyltransferase family protein. The coding region runs from base 1 to 2436 and encodes 811 amino acids. The transcript is spliced from 4 exons. The record is from RefSeq and is a predicted model, not a curated record. Gene Ontology annotation, cellular component: mitochondrial membrane. NCBI's taxonomy places the organism in Eukaryota, Fungi, Ascomycota, Eurotiomycetes, Eurotiales, Aspergillaceae.